Messenger RNA from Eubalaena glacialis (North Atlantic right whale), 1062 nucleotides. It is a transcript of the gene LRP2BP, whose product is annotated as LRP2 binding protein. NCBI's taxonomy places the organism in Eukaryota, Metazoa, Chordata, Mammalia, Artiodactyla, Balaenidae. Bases 16 to 1062 code for a protein of 348 amino acids. The transcript is spliced from 8 exons. Gene Ontology annotation, molecular function: protein binding. The record is from RefSeq and is a predicted model, not a curated record.
CACUGUGGAGACAGGAUGAAAUUGACCAGUGAAAAGUUGCCCAAGAACCCCUUUUAUACUUCUCUAUCCCACUAUGCUGCUAAGAACCAAAAACUCUUCCAAUGGAGAAAGGAAAAGACUGAUCAUUACAGCCAUGCUAGUUUGGUGGAUAAGGCAUUGCACCUCUUGAAGGAAAGAAUAAGAAGAGGGGAUACUCUGGCAUAUUUCCUACGAGGUCAACUGUAUUUUGAAGAGGGAUGGUAUGAAGAAGCAUUAGAACAGUUUGAAGAAAUCAAGGAAAAGGAUCAUCAGGCAACUUACCAGCUAGGAGUGAUGUAUUAUGAUGGCCUGGGGAUGACUGCAGAUGCUGAAAAAGGAGUGGAAUAUAUGAAGAAAAUUAUUGAUUCUCCGUGUCCCAAAGCAAGACACUUACAAUUUGCAGCAGCUUACAACCUUGGAAGAGCUUAUUAUGAAGGAAAAGGCGUUAAACAAUCAGACGAGGAAGCUGAAAGACUGUGGCUUUUUGCUGCAGACAAUGGAAAUCCAAAAGCUAGUGUGAAGGCUCAAAGUAUCCUAGGAUUGUAUUACUCAACAAAGGAACCCAGAGAGUUAGAGAAGGCAUUUUAUUGGCAUUCAGAAGCUUGUGGCAAUGGAAACCUGGAAUCCCAGGGUGCACUUGGGCUCAUGUACUUUUAUGGACAAGGCAUCCGCCAGGAUACUGAGGCUGCCCUGCAUUGCUUGAGGGAAGCAGCAGAGCGUGGAAAUGUCUACGCUCAAGGGAAUCUCGUGGAGUAUUACUAUAAGAUGAAAUUUUUUACAAAGUGUGUUGCAUUUUCCAAAAGGAUUGCUGACUACGAUGAGAUUCAUGACAUCCCCAUGAUAGCCCAGGUCACGGACUGUCUCCCAGAAUUCAUCAGCAGAGGCAUGGCCAUGGCCUCUUUCUACCACGCACGGUGUCUGCAGCUUGGCUUGGGUAUCACAAAGGAUGAAGCAACAGCUAAACACUAUUAUUCUAAAGCUUGUCGUCUGAAUCCUUCAUUGGCAGAUGAACUUCACACUUUACGUAUUCAUCAAAGAAUUUAG